AUGGACGAUGACUCACAGCCGCAAUGGCCCAAUCUGGAAAUUCUGGAAGUCAUGUUCCACCCGUCGCGGCCUGACGGGUCGUGGUACUUCUUCGGACCUCAAGGCCACGGCCGCGAGGCUGUCGGUUACGACAUCACCGCUGCCUCGUACCCCCCUCUUGAAACGACCGAGCUCGACGUUGAUAUGGACCAGCUUGUAACCUCCGGGCAUCUCUCCGACUUACCUAAUGGCGCGCAAAAUCAGUUUCGUAUCACACCAGAUGAAGCAAGACUGAGGCCGCUCCUAGCAGGCUUUUCCAGGGCAGCAGCGCAAAUGUGCUCUUUGAGGAGAGCCAUCAUUUGGACAUCGCUAAGUUGGUAUCCGGAAUAUGACUACGCAGAGUCCCAAGGCUGGGACUCGGAAUAUCAAGGACCUGGGCCUAACUGGGCUAUACAAUAUUCCGAUCAAGACAACGUGUGGAUGGUGGCAGCGUGGCGUCCAGAUGCGGAGCUGCGCCGUCUUUUCCAGAACAUUGGGCGAGAGAAGCACGGUAAUGAUCUGGUCGAGCACUGGGAGGAGGGGUACAGUCAAUCCCACUACAGCUAUCUUCGCAAUUGGAUGCUUGACGAUCACUGGGGUGACCCAGGCCGCAUUCCUUCUUCGUUGUCGUAG
Molecule: messenger RNA, 651 nt
Organism: Alternaria arbusti
Lineage: Eukaryota; Fungi; Ascomycota; Dothideomycetes; Pleosporales; Pleosporaceae
Exons: 2
Coding region: 1-651 (216 amino acids)
Source: RefSeq, a predicted model, not a curated record